Didymella exigua CBS 183.55 is the source of this 357-nucleotide messenger RNA. RefSeq lists its product as uncharacterized. Lineage: Eukaryota; Fungi; Ascomycota; Dothideomycetes; Pleosporales; Didymellaceae. The transcript is spliced from 2 exons. The record is from RefSeq and is a predicted model, not a curated record. Bases 1 to 357 code for a protein of 118 amino acids.
AUGAAGACCGUUACCUACUUCGCUGUCAUAGUUGCCGCCAUUCCGGCUGUUUGGUCUCUGCCUGCAGGCCUGAUUUUGAGACAAUUCCAGGUCCCUACAUGUGGAGCAGAAACAUGCUUGGCUUCGACAAACGGCACUUUUGUGGCUGCCAGCGCAUCCAACAGCACCGACCCCUACGACCUUGGAAAGAUCUGCUCUCUUCCCCAGGAGGACGUCACCCGCUAUGUAGAGACUGUGCAGCCCUGCAUUGACGGCGACGCUGGCAAGGCGAACUGCUCUGUAGGAGCUAUCUAUCAGUACAAAGAUCUUCUGAAGACCGAAUGUGCGAAGUCCAACAAGCAAGUCCAGUGGGCUUAA